Malaya genurostris is the source of this 2158-nucleotide messenger RNA. Its product is annotated as gastrula zinc finger protein XlCGF57.1-like. NCBI's taxonomy places the organism in Eukaryota, Metazoa, Arthropoda, Insecta, Diptera, Culicidae. The transcript is spliced from 4 exons. The record is from RefSeq and is a predicted model, not a curated record. Gene Ontology annotation, biological process: regulation of transcription by RNA polymerase II. Gene Ontology annotation, molecular function: RNA polymerase II cis-regulatory region sequence-specific DNA binding; DNA-binding transcription activator activity, RNA polymerase II-specific. Gene Ontology annotation, cellular component: nucleus. Bases 106 to 2052 code for a protein of 648 amino acids.
AUAACAGUAAAAAGCUGAUAAUUCUGUUGGGCUUCGUGAUGUGCUGUAGUUCCUCCUUGUAGGGUGUAUAAUCCUAAAAAUUAGCAGAAGAAUCUUAUACAAUAUAUGGACAGUCAACUCUUCAAAGAUUCGUGUAAACAUGAGCAACAACGGAUCGAUUCUAGAAGCUACAAUGAAUCCGAGCAAAGCGAGAAAAGUCCGCCAAUCUACAACGCAGAGGGGAAUACUCAAAACAACGACAAUCCUUCGGUAGAAACGCAAGCGACAAUUGAUUCUGAUGGUCCUUGCAAAUGCGAAACUUGUGGCAGAAAAUUCAUCCUUAAGAGAAAUCUUGUUCAGCACGUGCGAAUGCAUAAGGUGGAGCGACGUUUCAGUUGCGAUGUCUGUGGCAAGGCAUUCAAAAGAAAUGGUGACCUUUCACGUCAUCGAUACUUACAUACCGGGGAGCGGCCAUUCGUAUGCACCGUGUGCGGUAAGGAUUUUGCAAACAAAACUGGUCUUACAACGCACAUGAUACGUCAUACGGGCAAUUACCGGCACAAGUGCAACGUGUGUGGCAAAGGAUUUAAUGGUGGAACACGUUUGGAGGUACAUAUGCGUAUUCAUACCGGUGAGCGACCGCACAAGUGCGAAAUAUGCGGGAAAGGAUUCGCCAGAACAAAUCAAGUAACGGCGCACAUGCGAAUUCACACGAACAUAAGACCAUAUCAAUGUGAGAUUUGUGGAAAAAAAUACAUCGAUCAUUACGAACUCGUCUAUCAUAAAGGCAUUCAUGACGGCAAUUACCGCUUCGAAUGUAGUAUCUGUGGAAAAGGUUUAACGAAAAAAUCAUAUCUAAGAGCCCAUAUGCUAACUCACAGCGGAGAACGACCGUUCAACUGCGAAGUAUGCGGUAAAACUUUUUCCAGUAGGAAUAGCUUACUUGGCCAUCGGUAUGUCCAUACCAGUGAACGUCCGCACAAGUGCACAUAUUGUAAUAAGGAUUUUACCGUCAAAGCCAGACUAACCAAACACAUAUUGAUACAUACGGAUGAAUAUCCAUUCCGAUGUGAUGUAUGUGGCAAAGGAUUUAUGAAUAAUAAUCAACUUGAAAGACACAAACGAGUUCAUACUGGUGAGCCAACGACCGGUGAAGAUAAACUGCCAACUAACAAUGAAGAGAGCAACGUAAACACAACAUGCGGAUUUGUGUACGAUUGUGAGCUUUGCGGCAAACAAUUUAGUACCAAAAAGCGCCUCGCUGCACACGGCCGGAUACAUAGAGGCAAACCUUUCGUGUGUAAUAUUUGUGACAGAGCAUUCUACAAGAGUAACAACCUAAUCCGUCAUCAAUUCACCCACACUGGAGAUCGUCCCUACAAGUGCAAUUUGUGCGAUAAAGAAUACAUAUGCAACAGUAACCUGGUCGCGCAUAUGUCUGUUCAUACAGGAGACUAUCGGCUGAAGUGCGAUGUGUGUGGCAAAGGAUUCAAUUUUGGUUCUCUUCUCAAGGAGCACUUACGUACACACUCGAGUGAACAAUCAAAUGACAAUCAACCAAACGACCAACAGCCGUACAUAUGUAGUGUAUGUGGCAAAAGAUUAGCCAGUAAAAGAAGCCUAAAUUUACACAUGUCGCUUCAUACGGGAAAUUUUCCCUAUAGAUGUGAAGUGUGUGGUCAAGGAUUCUAUGCCGGUAAUACUUUAAGGGAACACACGCGGCUUCAUACUGGCGAAUCGAUGUUCAUGUGCACCAUGUGCGGUAAAGAUUUAGCCAGCAAGAGGAACCUCAAAAAUCACAUGUCGGUUCAUACAAAUGUCUAUCAGCAUAGAUGUGAUAUGUGUGACAAAGGAUUUAACACGCUCCAUAAUUUGAAGUUGCACAGAGUUCUUCACACCGGUGAAGCGAAAACAAAGUGCACUGUGUGCGGCAAAGAGUUUAACAAAGAAAGAUACCUCGUCCGUCACAUGACGAUGCAUACAAAGGAUUAUCCCCAUACAUGUGAUGUUUGUGGGAAAGGAUUUAAUUUCAAAUAUCGCUUAAAGGAACAUAUACUUAGUCAUAUUGUUUAGAAUAUGAAACAAAACGAACUGUGAAUGGGUAUUGUUAAAAAAAAUGAACUUUGAAAGAAGCUAAAUAAAUAAAUAUAGUCGAUUUGUUGUCAGACUCUUUGUUGAA